Molecule: messenger RNA, 1680 nt
Organism: Spinacia oleracea (spinach)
Lineage: Eukaryota; Viridiplantae; Streptophyta; Magnoliopsida; Caryophyllales; Amaranthaceae
Product: tRNA (guanine(26)-N(2))-dimethyltransferase
Exons: 6
Coding region: 1-1263 (420 amino acids)
Biological process (GO): tRNA N2-guanine methylation
Cellular component (GO): nucleus
Molecular function (GO): tRNA (guanine) methyltransferase activity; RNA binding
Source: RefSeq, a predicted model, not a curated record
AUGCAAAUUCUUUCACCCUUGUCAUUCAAUGUUAAAAAACCCCAAAUUCCACCCUCAUUCAAACCCAAAUCCCAUCAAUCAAACUCAAAUGAAUCCUCCGAUUACCUAAUCGAAAGGGGUCUCAAAUUCCAAGUGGGUGAAUCCUUCUUUCGACACGAAAGCUUCACCGGCCGAGACCUCGGUGUCCUUGCCGCCGCCCACUACAAGCGUUCGAACCCUGAAUUACGGGUUCUCGAUGCAAUGUGCGGUUGUGGGGUGCGGUCUCUUAGAUACUUAGCCGAAUCUGGGGCCGAUUAUCUCCUAGCUAACGACGCAAAUGAUGAAAACAGGGAGUUGAUAGUGGGUAAUUUAUCUCAAAUCCCGCAAUUUGGUGUACAAGGUAGUAAGAAAUGGGUAGUAACCCAUUUAGAUGCUAAUAGAGUGAUGAGUGAGUGUUAUCUACAAAAGGAUUUUUUCGAUUUAAUUGAUGUUGACUCAUUUGGGAGUGAUUCGAGCUUCUUGAGGUCGGCUUUUAAUGCCGUAAAAAUGGAUGGAUUGGUGUAUGUAACCUCAACUGAUGGCUUCUCUGCUGGAGGACAUCAACCCCACAAUUCUCUAGCUUGUUAUGGAGCUUAUAUUAGGCCAAUGCCUUAUCCAAACGAGCUUGGCUUAAGAAUGCUAAUAGGUGGUGCAGUUCGUGAAGCUUGUGUGAUGGGAUACAAUGUCACUCCUCUCUUUUCAUACUACUCUUACCAUGGACCUGUUUUUCGAGUUAUGUUAAGAGUUAACCGUGGAAGGCUAAGUGACAUGAGACAUUAUGGGUUUGUAAGCUACUGUCAUGGUUGUGGAAAUUCCCAGGCAUUUACUUGGCAUGAACUUGGGAAGAUCUUUUGCUCCAACUGCAGUGCUAAGCCGUCUUCUGGUUCACUUGUUGUCUCGGGGCCCCUAUGGACUGGACCACUCCAUGAUGGUGCCUACCUUGCAGAGUUAUUAGAAUUGGCUCAACAAUGGGGAUGGAUAGGAGAUGGCAUUGGCCUCGACUUGGAGAAACUCAUUAAACUGAUGAUUGGAGAAAGUGAUCCAGAAUUACCAUUUGGCUACAUCAAAAUAGAUCAGAUAGCUAAACGUGCAAAAGUAAAUUCUCCGCCCAUCAGAAGUUUGAUCAGCACCCUGCAGAAGGAGGGUUAUGCUGUAAGUAGAUCCCAUAUUGUAUCUAACGCGAUCAAGACAAACUGUCCAAUGACUACAUGCGUUACUAUUGCCAAGGACCAUUACAAUUACUGAGAGUUACAAUUUCAACUUCUUUUUGGGAGUUCUAACAAGAAGAAAACCAAGACAUGGAAAAUCUCAGGUAACGCCUCUUGAAAGUUGAAACUAACAGUGGAUGUUACUGCAAAAGCCCAGGCAAUUCUGAUCCAAAUGUGGCAUAAGAUAGAUUAAUGUAGGACAAACACAGCAGACGACUACUUUGGAUAAGAAUUUUUUCCCUUGAGAAGGUACAAGGGAGUGCAGAGAGGGCGAUAGUUCAAGUUCCGUCGUUCAUCCUUGCAAAUGUACAUCUACUUGAACUGACAGACAACAAAUUUUGUACAAUAAUCAUUUUCUCUUAUUGCUACGUUUUAAGUUGCCUUUUGAAUUGCUACGUUUUCUUUUGUGAUAUGGAGUUUCAUGUGUUGUAUGUCGCUGAAAUAAAAUCAAAAA